Messenger RNA from Chiroxiphia lanceolata (lance-tailed manakin), 1083 nucleotides. RefSeq names its product basic salivary proline-rich protein 2-like. The transcript is spliced from 3 exons. The coding region runs from base 1 to 1083 and encodes 360 amino acids. Lineage: Eukaryota; Metazoa; Chordata; Aves; Passeriformes; Pipridae. The record is from RefSeq and is a predicted model, not a curated record.
AUGAUGAGCUCAGGCUGCGGAGGAGAAACUUGCCACAACAACAACCCACCCCCGGCUGCCGCGGAGGGGGGGGAGGCGCCCCGGCCGCCUCCCCGGGGCGCUGCGUCCCCUCCCCGGGUACCGAGCGGCGAGAGAGAGCCCGCGGGGGUCCCAGCUCCAAGAACAACCCCAUUCUCGCUUCACCGCGGGGAGAGGGAAGGAGAAGAGAGGGAGGGAGGCUCUUCCUCCAUUGUACGAGGAAGAGUGCCCGGGGGCUGCGGCUCCGGAUCGCGGCGGCUCCUCCUCCCUCCGUCUGCCCCCCCCCCCCAAAUAAAGGAAAGCGCUGACUCCGCCGCAGGAGUUUCGGCAGCAACAGCCGCAACUCCCCAGCUCGGCGCAGCGGGUCCGGGCGGGGGGAGGGAGGGAGGGCAAGCAGGCAGGAGGCGGCGGAGGGGAAGAAGAAAAGGAAGAAGAAGAAGAAAAGAAGGGAGCGGGGUCGGGGAGGGAGGAAGGGAGGGGGGCGGGGAGAAAGGGGCCCGACCUGCUCGGCGGGGACACGGAGCGUGUGUGCGAGUGUGGAGGAGGGGGGUCCGUCCCCUCCCGGCCGAGGGGCUGAAGGAGAAAGCGCCAGUCCCUCCCCCCCGGCCCUCCGCUGGCUGUUUGGGGCAGGAUGGGGGAGAAGGAGGAUCGGCGAGUCCCGCCGCAGUCUCGCUACGAGGAGAAAAACAAGCGCCCCCCUCCCUCUCUCUCCGCCGCACGCCCGGCCCCGCGCCCCCACGGGGCCUCGCGCCGCCUCCCCGGCCGCCGCCGACGGGGCACGGGGGCUCCCUCUCUGGCUCGGCGCCCUCACCUUUGUUCCGCGGCGACCGCCCGCCCGCUACUCCCCGGCCCGAGGCGGGGGGCACGGAAGGGAACGGGGAGAAGGUUCCUCUCAGCUCCGGGCACCUCCGGCCCCACUCGACGCUCCAGCAGCGGUUCCGCUGGCGGCGGCCCCGCACGGCGCGCAGAGGGGCCGAUCCGUCCUACGCGGCCCCGGCGGCGGCGGCGGCGACGGUGACUGCUCGACUCCGUCCCCCUCCCCCUCCGCACGGACUGACUGACUGA